AUGGUGGUGGUGCUUCUUUAUGUGGAUGAUAUAAUCUUGACGGUAAGUAACUAUGAUGAGGUUGAUCGUCUACAAGAUGAGCUCUCGCUUCUCUUUGAGUUGAAGAAGCUUGGUGAACUUGGAACUUUCUUUGGUCUACAAAUCGAAAAUUUCGAUAAAGGUUUAUUUGUAUUGCAGAUCAACUAUGCAAAGAAGUUGGUAGAAAAUUUUGGUAUGACUGAUGGAAAAAAGAGCUAUACUCCUCUUGAUGUAAAUCCCAGACAUAGUCAAGACGAAGGAUCAUGUCUACUAGAUCCUCGUCCGUAUCGUGCUCGUGUGGGAAGUCUAAUUUAUCUUACUAUAACAAGGCCUAGCAUUGCUUAUGCAGUUGGAGUGGCGAGUCGAUACAUGUAG
Impatiens glandulifera is the source of this 393-nucleotide messenger RNA. RefSeq lists its product as uncharacterized. The transcript has a single exon. NCBI's taxonomy places the organism in Eukaryota, Viridiplantae, Streptophyta, Magnoliopsida, Ericales, Balsaminaceae. Bases 1 to 393 code for a protein of 130 amino acids. The record is from RefSeq and is a predicted model, not a curated record.